AUGGAGAAUAGUACAGAAGCAACAGAGUUCAUCCUUUUGGGAUUAACAGAUGACCCCAAUCUUCAGGUUCCCCUAUUCCUGAUAUUUUUGUUCAUCUACCUCACCACUCUGAUUGGAAAUGGGGGCAUGAUGGCAAUCAUCUACUUUGACUCCCACCUUCAUACUCCAAUGUACUUCUUUCUCAGUCAUCUGUCCUUUGUAGACCUGGGUUACUCAUCAGCUGUAGCACCCAAGAUGGUGGCUGCACUGCUCUCAGGGAACAAAGUAAUCUCUUACACUGGAUGUGUGGCUCAGUUCUUCUUUUUUGCAGUUUUCGCCACUGUCGAAUGUUACCUCCUGGCUUCCAUGGCCUAUGAUCGCCAUGCAGCAGUAUGUAGGCCUCUUCAUUACACUACCACCAUGACAACAGAUGUGUGUGUCCUCAUGACUAGUGGCUCCUAUGUCUGUGGCUUCCUCAAUGCCUCCAUUCAUGCAGCAGAUAUCUUCCGACUCUCAUUCUGUGGUUCUAAUGAGAUUCAUCAUUUCUUCUGUGACAGCCCACCACUCCUGGCCCUCUCAUGCUCCAAUACACGCAUCACUAGGUUGGUUGUCUUCUUUGUCGUGGGCUUCAAUGUCUACUUCACUCUCCUGGUCAUCCUUAUCUCUUACUUUUUCAUAUAUAUUGCCAUUCAAAGGAUGCGUUCUGCUGAAGGGCGGAAGAAAGCCUUUUCCACCUGUGCUUCCCACCUCACUGCAGUCUCCAUCUUCUAUGGCACAAUCAUCUUCAUGUACCUACAGCCCAGCUCUGGUCAGUCCAUGGACACAGACAAAAUAGCAUCUGUGUUUUAUACUGUGGUGAUUCCUAUGCUGAACCCCUUGAUCUACAGCCUUAGAAACAAAGAAGUGAAAAGUGCUUUCUGGAAAAUACUCAACAAAUUUUACUCACAACCAUUAAGUGUGAGUAGGAAAUAG
Messenger RNA from Chrysochloris asiatica (Cape golden mole), 951 nucleotides. Its product is annotated as olfactory receptor 1444-like. The record is from RefSeq and is a predicted model, not a curated record. Gene Ontology annotation, cellular component: membrane. NCBI's taxonomy places the organism in Eukaryota, Metazoa, Chordata, Mammalia, Afrosoricida, Chrysochloridae. The transcript has a single exon. Gene Ontology annotation, molecular function: odorant binding; G protein-coupled receptor activity; olfactory receptor activity. Gene Ontology annotation, biological process: G protein-coupled receptor signaling pathway; sensory perception of smell. Bases 1 to 951 code for a protein of 316 amino acids.